Apodemus sylvaticus (European woodmouse) is the source of this 1648-nucleotide messenger RNA. Its product is annotated as leukocyte-associated immunoglobulin-like receptor 1. The transcript is spliced from 8 exons. The record is from RefSeq and is a predicted model, not a curated record. Lineage: Eukaryota; Metazoa; Chordata; Mammalia; Rodentia; Muridae. Bases 138 to 905 code for a protein of 255 amino acids.
AGAAACCUCUUCCUCUUCGUGUGAGUGACCUCAUACAGAAACCUCGUGACAAGCUCCAGUGCACACAUCCUGCCUCUUGUGCCUGCUGUGGGGCUUCUGCUCCAGUCAGACCUGGUAAGGCUGCUGGAGUCUGAAUCAUGUCACGCCAUCCUGUCAUCCUGCUGAUGCUUGUGCUGUUCCUGGGAUUGAAAAUUAACACACAGGAGGGUUCUCGGUCUGAUCCCACCAUCUACGCUGUGCCAGGUCCUGUGAUUGCCCAAGGGAGUUUUGUAACUGUUGUGUGCUCAAAGUCUGGUGACUAUAACAGAGUCCGCUUGGAGAAGGACCGCAACACCUUUAUGAAAAAGAAGACUAGUCCUAAUGUGAGAGAGGAUAGAUUCCGCAUUGGGCCAGUGGAUGAAACCAUUACUGGACAUUAUUCCUGUAUCUAUGCAAAGGGGGACAGCUGGUCCAAUCGCAGUGAGAAGCUGGAGCUGAAGGUGAUCAAGGAACCUGUCACCCAGGCUCCUGUCACCCAGUUUACUGUCACCCAGGCUCCUGUCACCCAGGUUCCUGCCACCCAGGUUCCUGUCACCCAGGCUCCUGUCGCCCAAUUUCCUGCCACCCAGGUUCCUGUCACCCAGGUUCCUGUCACCCAGGUUCCUGCCCCAGGCCCAACAGUGACCUCAGAUACAUCUGGGAUGAAGACGUACAGCAUUUACUUUUUUACUAUGGUCUCUGUGAUGUUCCUCCUUUGUCUUUCCCUCUGCUUCUUUAGCUACUGUCAAAAAAAGCAGGGACUCCCAGACAACAAAAGACAGCAGCAGAGGCCAAAGGAGAGGCUCAAGCUAGCUACUACUGGCCUGGAGAUGACUCCAGUUGCAGAUAACAGGCUUCCUGAGGACAGACAGAAACCUGGAUGCUAGUUGCAAGAGACCUUCAGGUAGUGACAUAUGCCCAGCUGGACCAUCACUCCCUCACACAGAGGGCAGUUGGAGCUGGGACCACGCAGAGCACAGAUAUCAUAGCUGAGUCCAUCACAUAUGCAGACAUUGCCAGAUGCUGAGCCUGGCACACGUGGAGACACACAGGGUCACUAUUGGAAAAGCCUGAAGGAACCACUAAGGCCUUCUCUUAGGAUCAGCCUGGUGUGGAAAGCUAGGUCCGUGUUCCCCAUCCAGGAGUUGAAAUGUAUAUUCGGUAGUGUGAGCACUUGGAAAGACUAUGCUGCAGUAACUUCCAGAGCCCUAGUUUCACUGCCCUGAAUGUUUCCAGAGACAGUUAUACCUCUUUUAUCUGUUUCUUCAGACCCAUCCACAUCCCAUAUUAUUUAAUGAGCAGCACUGUAAUCGUCCAGCUGCCUUUACAUCCCUAGUUGUGCAAUGAGCCCAGUGAAUCCUAAAGGCUUCCUUGGCUCUCCCUGCUGACUCUGACUGGGAUGUAUGGACGCAGCUGAAAGCUGAAUCCCUUCCCUGUGACAGGUCUUAUGGAGUGCAUCAUGGGUACGUUUGAAGAUGGAGCAUCUACAGCCCAUAUGGGUCUUGGACAUACAGACAAUAAGGACUCAAACUCUGUUUUCUUUGCUGUUCAGAGAUGAGUGUAUAAAUGAGGCCUACAAAAGGGUCUAUUUUCUAUUAAAUGCAUGUUUAAUUGACCAUUACUGUGCAUA